Molecule: messenger RNA, 4370 nt
Organism: Dinoponera quadriceps
Lineage: Eukaryota; Metazoa; Arthropoda; Insecta; Hymenoptera; Formicidae
Product: neprilysin-2
Exons: 12
Coding region: 1458-3848 (796 amino acids)
Biological process (GO): protein processing
Cellular component (GO): plasma membrane
Molecular function (GO): metalloendopeptidase activity
Source: RefSeq, a predicted model, not a curated record
GCUGCCGAUGGUGGUGGCGGCAACGGUGGUGGUGGUGGCUUCGAUCGACACCCCCGACAGUUUUUCGCAGGAUGCUUGUUGCUUCUACACUACGAGCGGAUGUGAACUCGUCCUACCUGUGUUUUCUUCGCGCCCACCUACGCCGACGACGAGGAUUCGGCCGAGAUCUUCUCGCGUCUCGAUGGAUAUCGUUCGUCCCUGCAUUGCGUUGGUGAACGCUGCAGCACUCUCGGCGGUGCAGUGAUAUCGGUGUAACCCCCCGAUGAAUGUUCCUCUCUCCGAUUGUUGUUGAUUAAUUAAGGUACAUUGUGUAGAACCGCAGCGACUCGUGUCGGCGGAUCUCGAUCCGGCGAUCGGUGCGGCGGAUUUAUUCGAAAUUUCGAGAAAAUGAUCUCCCAUUAACACGCAGCGCCUUUUUAAUCUGCGCCUUCGUUGAGAUUCUUACAUACAUCGUUUUUGUACGUAUAAGCGCUAUUAUUACGAUACGUAAUUAUAGAGAGAGCUGGUAAUCGGUAACGUAAAACACGCAAAAAGUCGCGCACUUUGAUUCACCGAUUGUGCAGAAGCUACGACGGAUAUUAUUGGAACAAUAAGAAAAACGGCGCUUAUUUUCGCGCCGUGGUUACCGAGAGCUUAGCCCUUGAGAAAAAGUGCCGAUUAGCUGCGUCAGUAACUGAUGAUGUUCGGACGUCGGUAACUGAUAGAAUAUCAUCAGUUAAUUUCAACGUUUAUCCGAUCGUGUCUUUUUCUCAAGGGGGAAUUUAUAGACGCACAAGGUAAUCCCGCGUGAAUUCAGUUUGCGGAGCGGGCGAGCAAUCAAGCCUUACUUCCCCGAUGAAUUUUAGCCGACCGUUCGCCGAUUUCUCCUCGGCAGAUUUCUUUCUUCAUCCGCGACACAGUUACCGAGACCCCUGAAUAUCGAAAAUUAAAAAUAGAAAUAAAUCGGAGAGGGAGAGACGCGCGACUUUCGUGGCAUACCGUACAUCUUUCACAACGUUAUUGAUGUACGAGCGAGGGGCCGCGAGGCAGAUUAUCAUCUUUAUACGAAAGAGUUUCUCACGCACGAAAGAAUCCCGGCACGCAAUUUCAAGGUUUCCCCGAUGCCCGCCUGAAGAGGACCUCCGCUCGCCCCCCCCCGACGAUGAUCGACCGGUGUCCUUGUUGCGGGCGCGCGAAUACGCCGCAAAACUCGGCUCUUUCGGAGGACCGCGGCACGUCCGCGCCCGCGUCACCGUCGUAACCUGCGACCGGCGGCCGCUGUUUAUGCUAAAAGGCGCGCGCGAGAGAGAGAUUUACGUCCGCCCGGGAAAACACCGCGCCCGCCUUCUCCGCUCCUCGCAGAAACCCCCCAACACGAAGAGUCGCCGCGCACUACGACCAACUGUCGCCUCUCUCGAUGAGCGAGAGUCACCCGCCACCGUCGAGCAGGCGUCCUGCGGAGGAUCAGGUCGGCGAGGAUGAAGUCGGAGGGAAACAAUGGGUAUCUGCGAACCACCGUCGUCACCGAGCCGUUGUCGGGCGACUUGCCAGGGCCGGGAUCAGCUGGCCAAGACACUGCGUCCGCCGGGAAUCCGCUUCAGGUAACUUACGGUCCACGCGGGGCAACCACCACAACCGUUUUCCAGCCUCCGGCCAGGCCGCGGAGACCAGUCGGCGUGACACGCGCCACUUCGAUUACACGAAGACAAAGAGGACCGGCGAGUAGGCAACGUCUGUUGGGCGUGUUGGCCAUUGCUCUGUUGGCCACUUGUCUCUUCAUACUUUUGCUAUUGGCGUUGAACACCACUCGCGAAUGCGUCCAAGAGCCCUAUCCGAACGUUUGCAUGUCGGAAGAAUGCGUCAGAACGGCGGCGAGCUUAUUGACAGCGAUGGAUCGCACCGCACCGCCUUGCGUCGAUUUUUUCCAAUACGCCUGCGGCACGUGGAAUCGAUUGCACGUGAUACCGGAGGAUAAGAGCUCCAUCAGUACCUUUGAGGUCCUGGCCGAUCAGUUGCAGGUGAUCCUGAAGCGCAUCCUCGAGGAACCGUCCAACGAGGACGACAAUGACGCCACUCUCAAAGCGAAGAUGUUCUACAAGUCGUGUAUGGACAUCCCUCGCAUACGAGAAAUCGGGGACGCACCACUGAAGGAGAUCUUGGAGAGUCUUGGAGGAUGGCCAGCGGUGGUGGGCGCAUCUUGGAAGCCGCCGUCUUAUUCCUUGGAGGUCCUUCUGGGUCGUUUGCGCGGCGAGUACAACGAGGGCGUGCUGAUAGAGCAGUGGGUCGGCCCGGACGACAAGAACUCCUCGGCCAACAUCCUGCAGUUGGAUCAGAUGCAAAUGGCGUUGCCCGGUAGAGACUACUACCUGAAGGAGAGCAGUAAGGCCGAGUUGAAGGCUUACCACAAUUACAUGACGAGCGUGGCCGUGUUGCUGGGAGCAAAUCCCCAUUCAGCGGCCGAGGAGUUCGAUCGGGUGAUCCUUUUGGAAAAGCAACUCGCUAAUGUCUCGUUGCCGGAAGCGGACAGGCACGACACCUCGGCGAUCUACCGAAAGUUGAGAUUGCGCGAACUGCAGCGGGAGGUGCCGCAGCUGCAGUGGCUCGUUUACCUGCAGGAGUUCAUCAGCGCGCCGAUCACCGAGGAGGAACCGGUCGUGGCGUACGCGAUGCCGUAUUUCGCGCAGAUGGGCCGUAUAAUCUCGAGGACGGAUCGCAGGACUCUGCACAACUACAUCCUGUGGCGGUUCGUCAUGUCGAUUAUGCCUCACAUGAUCGACGAGUACCAGCAGAAGCGGAUCGAAUUUCGCAAGAUCCUGCUGGGGAUCCUCAGCGAAAGGAACAGGUGGUCGCAAUGCGUCGAGUGGACCAACAAGAAACUCGGAAUGGCGGUCGGGGCCCUUUUUAUACGCGACAAUUUUAAUCACGAGAGUAAGGAGACUGCUCUGGAGAUGAUACGGACGAUUCGCGAGGCUUUCAACGAAUUGCUGGCCGAGAAUCAUUGGAUGGACGAUGAGACCCGGACGGUGGCGAAGAAUAAAGCGGACUCGAUGAACGAGCGAAUCGGAUAUCCCGAGUUUCUCAAGGACCCGCUCGAGCUUUCGCUAGAAUAUGUCACGUUAAACGUAACGGAAAACAGCUUCUUGGAGAAUAUUCUCGCCAUGCUGAAGUACGACGCUUAUCACAAUCUGCAAAAGCUGCGAAUGCCGGUCGACAAGGACAAAUGGUCGACCGAGCCGGCCGUGGUGAACGCUUUCUACAACCCUAACAAGAACGACAUAGUAUUCCCUGCGGGGAUUCUACAGCCGCUUUUUUACUCCCAGCACUUUCCCAAGUCCUUGAAUUACGGCGGUAUCGGCGUAGUGAUCGGUCACGAGAUCACCCACGGCUUCGACGACAAGGGUCGUCAAUUUGAUAAAGACGGCAACAUGAUGCAGUGGUGGAACAACGCCACUAUCAGGGCGUUUCGCAAGAGAGCGCAAUGCAUCGUGGAUCAGUAUUCCAAGUACAAGCUGCAGGAGGUGAAUCUUUACAUCAACGGCAGGAUGACCCAAGGAGAGAAUAUUGCGGACAACGGUGGUCUCAAGCAAUCAUUCAGGGCUUACAAGAAGUGGGUUUCGAUUCACGGCGAGGAGCCGCUGCUGCCGGGUGUGAAUCUCACGCACGAUCAGCUGUUCUUCCUCAACUACGCGCAGAUCUGGUGCGGCUCCAUGAGGCCGGAGGACGCGCUGACGAAGAUACGCAGCAGCGUGCACUCGCCGGGGCCGGUGCGCGUGUUGGGCCCGUUGUCGAACAGCGAGGACUUCGCCAGGGCCUUCAACUGCCCGCCGGAUUCGCCGAUGAAUCCCAAGAACAAGUGCAGCGUCUGGUAGCUCGCGCGUUUGGCGAUAUAUGAGAUAUAUCACGCCGAUGUAAUCAAAAUUACUGGAGCGGGAGGAGGUGCCUGGAAGCUUAAAGUUUCAGGACUUCGAGGAGUCGAGAGGAUCUGCGCGUUCUCUGAUCGCAUGCACAUUGCAAGAACACAGCGCUAAGUUGAAAGAAAUAAAAUGAUUUUUUCGAGCGAUGCCUUCCGACGCAGGUCGGACAGGAUUCACGGUCGGAAAAUAACAUGUCAAGAAAAAUAUCGAGAGUAUAGUUUAAAAAAAAAAUACUCUCCGGGAUUUCCUUCAAAACUAUACGAGAGAGCAAAUUUAAUUUCACAUAUUCUACGUGAAAUAUGCGAACGUGCGGGAUGAGAAUGCGCGGGACGUAAUAAAUUAAGACAAGAGAAAAUCAAAAAAUUAUAAAUGUAUGAAAUUCAAAGGAUCCGUGGACCCCUUCAUCAUCCUUGCAUAUCACGAUCUUGCUUGUUUUUAUGUAAUAAGCAUUGAAAUAAAAAUAAUGUACGAUUGACA